GUCAUGCUGUCCUUUCAAUCACUAUUUCCUUGUAUGUCAAGCCAUAGCCUCCUCCCUUGCUAUGUACGGAUCCAUUGAGAAGCUCGGUGGAUGUCAGACCACAACUACUUGAACACCAUGCUACCGAUGUCGUGAAACAUUCUCAUUCUUAAGAAUCGCCCUGCGCUACCUGAGCUGUAUCUGUACGACCAUUCUUGGGUAGCGGCGACACGACACCGGCAAUAUGAUGCAGCGAUCGCCCAUGCCGCCUUCUUUUGCGCCGCAUCAUAUCAAUCAUCAGCACGGCGAAGACUCAGACGAUAGCGAAGCGGAGGAGUUUGCCGUAUCUUCUGAAGGCGAUGGUCACACUGAGGAGGACCAUGACGAGUUGCAUGAAUCAACGAGCAUAGCGCGUAUAGCGGCGCAAGAUCUUUCAGACGGCGCCAAUAAGCCUACUGGUGUACGAGAGGGCGCAGAAGAUGAGACAGGCGAUUCCGAGGAUGGCGCAGAGCCCGAGCUGAAGGGCUUGCUACCGCGUGAUAAACAGAGACGGACCACGCACUACAAUUACCAUCUGGAGAAGCAGAUGUCACACGUAGAGGCCAAGCAAUUCUACCAAAACCAGCGGGCGGAGCAAGGCUCUACCAGUGGAAGUCCAGUAAUAGGGCGGAGCCCGACAUUGAAGGCGCGAGCGUACUCAAGCCAUGCAGGCGGUGAUGCUAGCAUGUUCUCGCGGAGCGCAUCAGCUAGGAGCAAACUCGGUGUGUCAGGCACUAAAGAUCCUAGUGUGCCUCCUGUAGGCUUGUAUCAAAGUGCACUUCCAGUCGGCGUCAGCGAUAGGGGAGCAGUCAAUGGCAAAGCCGCUCAUCAUGCCGGUGACAAUGGGUACGACGAUCCGUACAUAGCCGCAGAUCGAGCAGCGAGAGCACAUGAUCUCCAUCCAGGCCUACCGCACGAGCGUAAACCGCUCCUUGAGAAGGAAGGCAUACACGGUGCGGGAGCUGGUAUAGGGCUAGGCGCACCUAGCGAUUCGAGUGUGACUGCCGAGCUACAAGCCAUCUACAGCAACAUCCAGAAGAUUCUCGAUAUUCGACACAAGUACAUGCGGCUUUCGCUGCAAGGCCCGACCGACAAUCCACGAGAUGAACCAGGAUGGGAUAUAUACCCGCCGAUGCCUGAGCCAGUCUGGCAGGAGAAUAGAGAGCGUUCAAAUGCGAGGCCAAGCGAAGAAGUAUUUCACGACGGAGCUGUGAAUGGCUCGCCUAACGCGACGCCAAAGCGGCCUGUAGUCAAGCCUCCUCCGACGAGAAGACCGCGAAAGAUGGGUCAAGACAUUGGCGAGGACUUCGUGCUGGAAGAUUGUUUGCCCGUUCCUGAGCCUUCGGAACUGAUGUACAAGCUUGACGAAGCUGGCGUAUAUCAAGUGUACGAGAACGCAUCGUCUGCUGAGCUUGGCGAACCGAUACUACACAUACCUACAAUACGUGAGUUCUACAUGGAUCUGGACGCUAUCCUAGGCAUCUCAUCGGAUGGGCCGAGCAAAAGCUUCGCUUUUCGGCGGCUGCAGUAUCUCGAAGGCAAGUUCAAUCUAUACGUGCUGCUUAACGAGUAUCAAGAGGUAGCGGACACGAAAGCAGUGCCUCAUCGUGAUUUCUACAACGUGCGAAAGGUCGAUACUCAUGUUCAUCAUUCAGCGUGCAUGAACCAGAAGCAUCUACUCCGCUUCAUUAAGAGCAAGAUGAAGAAGUCGCCGGACGAAGUUGUGCUGUUUAGGGACAACAAGCACCUCACGCUCCGCGAAGUCUUCGAGUCCAUCAACCUUACGGCCUACGAUCUGAGCAUCGACACGCUGGACAUGCAUGCUCACACCGACUCCUUCCACCGGUUCGAUAAGUUUAAUCUCAAGUACAACCCCGUCGGAGAGAGCAGACUGCGGACCAUCUUCCUCAAAACUGACAAUUUCAUCCACGGCCGCUAUCUGGCUGAGAUCACGAAGGAAGUAAUAAGUGACCUGGAGAGCAGCAAGUAUCAGAUGGUGGAAUGGCGCAUCAGCAUCUACGGCCGCACGCUGGACGAGUGGGACAAGCUUGCAGCGUGGGUAGUAGACAACAAGCUGUUCUCGCCCAAUGUCCGCUGGCUAAUUCAAAUCCCGCGCUUGUACGACGUCUACAAGUCCUCCGGCUUGAUGAAUCGCUUCGAAGAAGUCAUCGCCAAUGUCUUCCAGCCGCUCUUCGAAGCUACACAGAACCCGCAAAAGCACCCUAAGCUACACAUCUUCCUGCAACGCGUCAUCGGCUUUGACAGCGUGGACGAUGAGAGCAAAACCGAACGCCGCAUCUACCGCAAGUUCCCUUUGCCCCGAAAUUGGGACACCAUGCAAAACCCGCCUUACAGCUACUGGAUCUACUAUUUGUUCGCCAACAUCGCCUCACUCAACGUCUGGCGAAAGCACCGCGGCUUCAACACCUUCGUGCUCCGACCCCAUUGUGGUGAAGCGGGCGAUACCGAUCACUUGGCUGCAGCAGUGCUGUGCUGUCAUAGUAUCUCGCAUGGUCUCCUGCUGCGGAAAGUGCCACUGCUGCAGUACAUCUUCUACCUCGAGCAGAUUGGGGUGGCGAUGAGUCCGCUGAGCAACAACGCCUUGUUCCUCGCUUACGAGCGUAACCCGUUUCUGCAGUACUUCCGGCGCGGACUCAACGUGAGCUUGUCCACCGAUGACCCACUGCAAUUCGCAUUCACGAAAGAGCCGCUCAUCGAGGAAUAUGCUGUCGCGGCGCAGAUCUACAAGCUUAGUGCGGUGGACAUGUGCGAGUUGGCGAAGCAUUCGGUGAUGCAGAGCGGGUUCGAGCAUGCGGUCAAGCAGCGGUGGCUGGGUGAGAAUUACCAUCUGCCUGGUGUGGCAGGAAACAAUAUGGCUAAAGUCAAUGUGCCCAACAUCCGAGAAGCGUUCCGACAUGAGACAUUGGAGCUGGAGCUGCAAAUGAUCGAUAAAUAUACCCGACCGCGAGAGGCGCAAGACCUCACGAACGUCUCUUUGCCGGAAGCCGCCAAGCAGGGCCCGCCGAGCCCGACGGCGAGCAUGAUGACCAACCCGAGCGCGACCAACCCUCUCGGUAUCAACACCAGCUCAUACCGCGCAGGGGGUAGUCAGUAUACUCAGCCAAACAGCAAUUCUACGCCGCACUAUCAUGACUCAGUACCUCGAGUACAUCCUCCACCACCUGGCCGUGACGGCGGGCAUGGUAGUGGCAGCAUGAUAUUCUCAUCUCCCUCAACACUUACCGGGCAUCCCAAUUUCCCGCCUCAACCGCCCGAGCCCGCCUCAGCACUUACGCAAACGGCGAACCUUACGCCCCAAUUGUCUGCGCCUUCUGCACUGCGAUCAUCGUACAGCGCGUCUGGUGGGAGCGAUCUGGUCGAGCCUAGAAUGUUUCCAGGCGUAGUUAGCAGGCAGCGGAGACGCUCGAGUUUGCUCAUUAGCCAGCGAGACUCAACCGGCAACCUUAGCGUCGGCAGCGCUGGCGGAGCAUUGGGUGGGGAGGACGGGAUGCAAGGUAGCAUCGGGAGCCUAGGCUCUGCGCCUCUUGAGCGCUUUGGAGGAGAUGCGGCGUCUCCGGUGGAAACGAAGGAGACAAUUCCGGAGGCGGAGGCUGGCUUGGAGACUGACGAGGAUGAUGACUGAGAUGACGGAACGAUACUAGAUAUUCUCAAGGACGUGUGGCGGACGCGCACAUGCUAAGAGGCCACGAGCGGUGCCUAGAGGCUAAGCACAGCAUAUCCCUAGAGCUGGUUCUGUGAUGGUCAGAUAUCUGAGUAAGACAUUCGUCCGCGUCAAGAAAACCAAGCAAUCGUCCCACGACUUUCCUUUGUGAGACGCUCAUC
Messenger RNA from Baudoinia panamericana UAMH 10762, 3861 nucleotides. RefSeq lists its product as uncharacterized. Gene Ontology annotation, cellular component: cytosol. The coding region runs from base 224 to 3661 and encodes 1145 amino acids. The transcript has a single exon. Lineage: Eukaryota; Fungi; Ascomycota; Dothideomycetes; Mycosphaerellales; Teratosphaeriaceae. The record is from RefSeq and is a predicted model, not a curated record. Gene Ontology annotation, molecular function: AMP deaminase activity. Gene Ontology annotation, biological process: AMP metabolic process; IMP salvage.